Messenger RNA from Colletotrichum navitas, 1863 nucleotides. RefSeq lists its product as uncharacterized. NCBI's taxonomy places the organism in Eukaryota, Fungi, Ascomycota, Sordariomycetes, Glomerellales, Glomerellaceae. The record is from RefSeq and is a predicted model, not a curated record. The coding region runs from base 1 to 1863 and encodes 620 amino acids. The transcript has a single exon.
AUGGGUUUGGGCUCAAAGAUCAAGAACGCGCUCCACAGCGACGACUCACACGGAAGCCAGCAGCCCCCCGGGGCAUUCCCUUCGGAUCCCGCCACCACGACAAACACCAAGCACAACACUCCAGGCACCACAAGUACCACGGGUACCCACACCGGCAGCCAUACGACCGGUGGUUACUCGGGUGGUACGACCAGCCCGCAUACCGGUCCGCACAGCGGUUCCCAUACCGCCGGUAACACUACGACAGGGUAUGAUGAUCCCGAUGGUGUUCACGGCCCUCACGGCAAGAGGACUUUGAACAAGGCCGAUCCUCGUGUAGACUCGGACCGUGACCACCGCGGCGCUCCUGGCUCUGGCUUGACUGGUAGCAACGCCGCCCACGGCCACACUUCGGGCUCCGGUCUGACCGGCAACAACACCACUCACAGCGCUCAUGGCACAACCACCGGUUCUGGUGUAACCGGGAGCAACACCACGACAGGUUACGACGACCCAGAUGGUGUCCACGGCCCCCACGGCGGACGUGCGGCCAACAAGAUCGACCCCCGUGUCGAUUCUGACCGCGACCACCGCGGUGCUCCCAACUCCGGUCUGACCGGAAACAACACCUACGGCACUAGCACCGGCCCCGGUCACGCCGGAGGGUUGAGCAGUAACACCCACGGCGGGGCGACCGGCGGUCUUACCGGAAACCAUACCACGGGCUAUGACGACCCCGAUGGUGUCCACGGCCCCCACAGCGGACGUGCGGCCAACAAGAUCGACCCUCGCGUUGACUCCGACCGCGAUCACCGCGGUGCUCCUGGCGCUGGGCUGACGGACAACCACCGUCCCACCGAUUCCGGUGUUGACUUCGGCAAUGGCCCCGGCCACAACAGACCGUACCCCGGCAAGAACCUCCACAACACUCAGGACCCUUACUGGGGUGAUGUAGGUCGCGAUGGUCACACGGGUACUCACAGCACCCAGGGUUCUGCCGGUACCCUUAACAAGGACCUGCCUCUGCGUCCCAACGAAUCCGGUCUUGGCCGGGGAGGUCCCCAGGCAGUUGGCGGGGGCACCUACAACGCUGCCGACACUCACCACCACGACCCUGCUUCCGGCAUUGACCGCUCCAUGGAGGGACGUGACUUCACCCAUCCCCAUCAGGGCGGCAACGCCGGCAUUGGCGGUGCCGGCAGUGACCCGUACAGCGGCGUUCACGGAGCUGCUCACAAUCCUCAGGCAGCCCUUGCCGGCGGCAACUCGAGCGACCCCUAUGACACCCGCAUGAGGGACAGGGACAUGGGCCGCGAGCGUACUGGCCACGGUGCCGCUGGCGCUGGCAUUGGUGCUGGUGUCGGAGCUGGUGCCGCCAUGGCUGCUGGUCAGGCUGCCCACAAGCAUCACCGGGACGACAUGCACGAGUCGGGCCUCGGCCACAACACCGCUUCCCACGGUGCUUCCAACACCCAUGGUGGUGUUGGUAGCGGCAUCGGCAGUGGUGUUGGCAGUGGUGCUGGUGGUAUCGGCGGUGUCAACGACCACUCCCGCUCUAGCAUCACCGGUAACGAGCCUGGCGUGCCUAGAACCAGUAUGCUCGACCCCUACAACGAGGCUCCCACCGCAACGGGCGUCCAAGGCAACGUCUCCGGCGGCAAGGGUGGACACUAUGGGGGGCGCAGCGGAUCUCCCCCGUUCAACCAAGGUACGCACAAUUCCAAUAUCUCGGGCACCACCGGCCUGGGAUCCAGCAGUAUGGGUCCUGACCAUUAUGGCCCAGGACACGAAGGAGCCAAGGUUGUCCAUACCUGCACCCGCUGUGGCGAGGACAAUGACAUUAGCAGGUACUUCAAGAAGGAUGCGGUUUACCGCAUGGGUUGA